This is a messenger RNA of Carassius gibelio (silver crucian carp), 1593 nucleotides long. It is a transcript of the gene haus7, whose product is annotated as HAUS augmin-like complex, subunit 7. The transcript is spliced from 10 exons. The record is from RefSeq and is a predicted model, not a curated record. Gene Ontology annotation, cellular component: HAUS complex. Gene Ontology annotation, molecular function: microtubule minus-end binding. Bases 110 to 1249 code for a protein of 379 amino acids. Gene Ontology annotation, biological process: spindle assembly; centrosome cycle. NCBI's taxonomy places the organism in Eukaryota, Metazoa, Chordata, Actinopteri, Cypriniformes, Cyprinidae.
ACUGUGUUUCGUUGUAAUAUGCUAGCGGCCGCCGGGGGUCGCUGUAGCCGCAUGCGCUGAAUGACGCGGACCCACGCACAGACGCGCACGCGCUGCAGGAAUAACAAACAUGGCGGGCAAUUCAAAAGAGCAGCUGCUGUCUGUUCGAGUUUACAACACCCUUCAGAGUGUGGGCUGUCCUCUGGUGGACGGGCUGUACCUGCGGGAGCCGGACAGUGUGCACGAGCUCCUCUGCUCUCCCUCUUUACACAGGACUGAUAUCCUCAAGUGGAUUUGCGCCAGCAUUUGUCCAUCCCUAAAGGAGAAGUUUUCCACAAUUAAAGCAACUCAGAAUGAGGAUUUAGUUCAAGAACUCGCACGGUUUGGUUUUGAAAUGAUGUUAUGUAAAGCUAACGACCAGGAUUUAAUCAAGGGUCUUGCACCACCAUUACAGCAGCUGAGGUUUCUGGAGCAGCUUCUAAUGGUCAUUCAAGCAGACUCCUCCAUCAACUUUAGGCAGAACUCAUCCUCUUGUGAUGACAAUGUGAGGAACGAUGAUCUCCUUCAGGAACUAAUGUUUCAGGAUCACUUACCAGACAUGGAUGUGCUCCUGAAUCCAGUCUGCAACCCGUGGCCUGCACAUAUCCGUGAACAUCUAAUACGCACACAGUCAACUCACAAAAAAACGAAUGGAAAACAACACAGUAAACCGGGUGAUAUCAUAAACAGGAGUGAUCAACAUUCCCGACUAGGAAGUCAUGGAGAAGAAAGCCUGACAGAGGCCAUGGCGCUGCUGCAGUCUACACAGAGCACACUAGUCGAGCUCCACAACGAGUGUGAGUUCCUGCAGUCACAUUCGUCAGGUUCGGCAGCUGUUCUGUCCCCCUGUGCGCUGAAAGUGGCCAUCUCAGACAUGUCUCAGCUCAUGACGGCUUUUGGACACAUCUAUAAAACAGACUUCAAGGCGUACUGCCAAAGAUCCCCUCCGGUCCUCAGUUCUGGUGCUCAAGUGUUUCAGUCUGUACAUCAGCUCCUGCACACCUGUAAUACGGAGCUGGAGGCUCUUAUGCAGCUGUAUGAGACCUCAUCGUCUCUCACACAAACAGUGCGACAGCUGCAGACAGAAGAGCAGUACUGGUCUAAAGGGAAGAAGUGCACACUGCCCGAACGGAUGGAGGAGCUUAAGAACAGAUAUGUGGCUUUUCUCUCCCUUUACCAAUCUAAGGACCAAGGACUAAGCAGAAAUCUACAACCUUCAGCUUGGAUUUAAUUAGUGAAAGGCAUGAGGUGUCAAACAUAACCAAUCAGACCACUUAUUUACAUGUUCAGGACUGUUCCCAUGCCAUGCACUGUCAUGCAGAUUUAUAAUAGGAAUAAAUAACAAACUGCAAGACACUGAUCAAUAAGCAUUCCACUUAUAAAAUUGCCUUCUAAUAGAAUACUCCUAAAAAGCUUAAAACUAUAAUCCUCUUUUUUUACAAAAACCUGUGAUUUAGUAUAUGCUGUAGCAAACACAAGUGUGCCUGUGUUUGAUUUGCAAUUAUACUGUAUUGUCGUGACCUGUUUUUUUUGUUGUUUUGUUUUUAAAUAAAAACUCACCUUCUAGAUACACAA